This is a messenger RNA of Rotaria sp. Silwood1, 564 nucleotides long. The record is from the annotation of a GenBank genome assembly. NCBI's taxonomy places the organism in Eukaryota, Metazoa, Rotifera, Eurotatoria, Philodinida, Philodinidae.
AUGGAAAAUCAAUUUAUUCUUCGUCGAGCUGAUAUAUCCGAUAUUGAUGCACUAUCUCAACUUUCUCAAAGAACCGUUCGAGAGACCUUUGUUGAAGAUUUGUGUAUUACAUAUCCUGAAAAAUUUCUCGAUUCUUAUUUUCAUUCAUCAGCAAGUCCACAAUGGUUUGCCAAUAAAAUAAAUGAUCCAAAACGAGCUGUUUGGGUUAUAGAAGAUAAGACAAACGACGAAAUUGUUGCUUAUGCUGUUGUUAGUCCUUGUAUUAUUGAUGAGAUUCCUCAUUCUGAUGUUUGUUCAAAUAAAGAUGGAGUACUCAAUCGUCUCUAUGUCAGACGUGAUCGACGAUCUCAUGGUUUUGGUCAACAAUUGAUGAAUGUUAGUUUAUUCUGGUUCACAGAACAUUUUCCGAAACGACCUAUAUGGUUAAGAGUCUUGUCACAAAAUCUCAAAGCACAAAAAUUCUACUUUUACUAUGGUUUUUACAAAGUUGGUGACUGUGAUUAUGUUAAUGGAGAAUGGAAAGACCAUCACUAUAUUAUGAAACGUCAACCUGAUACAGUCUAA